ACAGUGUGCAAAUAGCGACUUCUUAAUGGCGGCCGUGAAUGUAUUGAAUAAGAUCUAAUGGCAAAACAAUGGCCUCAUAUAGAGAAUUAUUAAAGGAGAAGGAAGCCCAGAACUGGGUAAAGGCCGCCUUCGCCCUCAACAUCACCAAGGACGGAUUACAAGAUUUUCUGGAGGAUGUACUGACAUGCGUUCACCAGGACAUCUAUAGCGCCGUUAGAACAUCCAAGGGUCUUCCAUCCGGGGCAGCAUGUGCACAUUGUUUCACAGAAAACGUGUUGAUGUGCCCAACUCGUGGGAUAUGCACCAGUACUAGAAACUGUAGAUUUCAUAACUGUCCUCCAAAACGGUAUGCUCCUUGUCCAAAUGGGAUUUGUGAAGGCGUCCGUGAUGAAAUAAUCAAACAUCACAGGUUUUCGGGACCAUCAUGGAAGAAUACAAAUGCCGACAAAUGGAGCACCAUUCCCUGGGAGAUAGGCAAGUGUUUCCUGCCUCCUGAUGGCUACAAGACCGUGUCCUCCAUCAAAGACAGUGACUUUAACGGAAUGAUCAGCGUCAUGAUAAAUUGCGAGGAUUUCAAAACCAAACUGUCGUUUAACGUUGCGACACAGCAAAAUUUAUUAACAGAGGUUCGGGACAUUGGUCGAAGCGUACGUCAUUCCCAUGACCAGAGGGUCAAGGACACAGAACUAGUGGACUUCCUGUUCAAGCUACGCACCCUGCUGGAGGAUAAGACUGAACUAGCAAACCGACCCGAAGCACAACAUGCUGUGGAACAGCUUAAGAAGCUGCAAACAGACGAUUUCAAGAUCAGUGCUGAGAACGAAGGGGAGAUAGUGAAGGAAGGAUUACGACUACGUUUGGCAAACCAUUACCGAACCACUUUGGCCGACAUGCCGAUAUCUCCCAUUCUCGGAGAAAAGAACGCCAAACUCAGGAAAUUCUACGUGGCACCGAAAAUUGUGGAGAAAGAUCAUCGAAAAAUCGGCAAAAUUGAAAACCAAGAAAGCGGUCAAGAAAUUGCAAGCAAAAUUGAAAACCAAGAAAGCGGUCAAGAAAUUGCAAAAUUUUCAGAUGUUUUCAUAAAAGAAGAUCAGUUGCUCAGAAAUGUUUUCCUUGUUGGAGAACCGGGCAAUGGCAAAUCUACAUUCUCCGUAAUGUGUGCCCUGGAUUGGACUCACCAAUAUUUACCAGCGGAGGAAAACGUCGGUAUUAAAACAAGCUUUGCCGACCCAGAAUUCUUCAAAGAGUUUGCAUUUUUGUUCCAUGUCACCCUACGAGAUUCAUGUAAAACGUGUGAUCUAGCAGAAAUGAUCAAGGAUCAACUUAUACGUAAAAUCUACCACGAGAAGGAUGCCGAUGAUGGUUACCGGCUAUUACAGACGGUGCUGGAAAGUGAAACAUGUUUAAUCAUAGCUGACGGCCUCGACGAAUGGACCCAUCCGGAAAACGUAAACUGUACCUGCAAAACUGAGGAAAAAGUCACCCCUUUCCGAAAUUCGGCCAACAAGGCCACACUCCUCACGACAACGCGUCCCUGGCGAAUGUCACAGUUUAGAGUGCAGGAUUCAAAGAUCGACAAAUAUCUUGAAAUAGAAGGAGCAGCAGACACAGAGCAACUCGUGGAAAAUAUCAUCAACAUUCUUAAUGGGGGAAAUGAGGAUGAACGGAACAACAGAGGCUUUCAUGAAAUGGUAGUGCAGAGAUUCGUCUGUUGUAUUCAGCAACAAAACAGUCAACGCUUUGUUAAGCAGGGAGCAGUAGAGAGGCUUGAACUACGUCAGGACCUGAUUCUCUCCGGGAACCGUGAAGCCAGGGCGAACAACCAUGGUGACAUACCGCUCUAUCUCGCACACUUCUAUAUUGAUAGAUACGAGGAUGUCGUAGUGUUAAAAAAGCUGAUGAUGAUAAACAAGGAACGUAUUCAGUCACUAGACAUCGGUGAAUACAAUGAUCAAAUUAAUGGGGAAGAGCUGCAGGAGGUGAUCACAUCCUACUCCGACUCCCUCAAAGCAGUGACACUGGGGGAGCGUGAUGGGCAGUAUGACCUGUCCCAGUGUCACAGGCUGGAAUAUCUGCAUAUAGAGGGAGACAAUACAACACCCUCCAUCACCGAUAUUACACUUAGGUGGGGUACAAUGACAGCGGAGGCGGUGCGGAGUCUGAUAGAGACGAUGAAGAACAUACCACACACCAUUAGAUGCGACAUGUACCGCUGCACGGUGAAACCUGCCAGUGAGAUGAAAGACAUCCGAGAACAUAUGAACAGUUCGCCGUCAUUCGAGGUUCUCGAUAAUGCCCUACUUCAUACUGCGGCGACCACUCAGCAUGAGAUUAGCGUCCUAGCGCUGGAGGUAUUCCCAUAUCCGCCGUACUCACCUGACCUGGCCCCGUUUGACUUUGCUAUUUUCCCGGAGUUCAAGUCCCACCUCAAAGUUCUCCGAUUUAAAAGUUAA
Mya arenaria is the source of this 2453-nucleotide messenger RNA. RefSeq lists its product as uncharacterized. Bases 69 to 2453 code for a protein of 794 amino acids. Lineage: Eukaryota; Metazoa; Mollusca; Bivalvia; Myida; Myidae. The transcript is spliced from 9 exons. The record is from RefSeq and is a predicted model, not a curated record. Gene Ontology annotation, molecular function: nucleic acid binding.